This is a messenger RNA of Arxiozyma heterogenica, 2481 nucleotides long. It is a transcript of the gene UTP4, whose product is annotated as small subunit rRNA maturation protein UTP4. Lineage: Eukaryota; Fungi; Ascomycota; Saccharomycetes; Saccharomycetales; Saccharomycetaceae. The transcript has a single exon. The record is from RefSeq and is a predicted model, not a curated record. Bases 1 to 2481 code for a protein of 826 amino acids. Gene Ontology annotation, molecular function: protein binding; RNA binding. Gene Ontology annotation, biological process: maturation of SSU-rRNA from tricistronic rRNA transcript (SSU-rRNA, 5.8S rRNA, LSU-rRNA). Gene Ontology annotation, cellular component: 90S preribosome; small-subunit processome; t-UTP complex.
AUGAUAUUGUGUGAAAAGGAAAACAAAAUAGAUAAGAUGCCUUCUCAACAGUUAGCUGUUCAUAGGGCUAGAUUUGUGGAUUAUACGCCAGGAAAUAUCACUGCCCUUGCAUUUUCUCAUCAAUCUUCAUUGAAGAAUAGACUUACUCCCUCUGAUUUAAGAUUGGCUAUUGGUAGAUCCAAUGGUGAUAUUGAAAUUUGGAAUCCAAGAAAUAAUUGGGUUCAGGAAUUCCUUAUUCAUGGUGGGAAAGGUAGAUCUAUUGAAGGCCUGUGCUGGAGUAACAUCCCUGGCGAACCUUUAAGAUUAUUCUCUAUUGGUGGAUCUACAGUGAUUACUGAAUGGAAUUUGGCUACUGGAUUACCCCUUAGAAAUUAUGAUUGUAAUGCAGGUGUCAUAUGGUCUAUUGCAAUUAAUAAAUCCCAAGAUAAACUUGCUGUUGGAUGUGAUAACGGCACUGUCGUAAUUAUUGAUAUCUCUGGUGGGCCAGGUGUCCUCGAACAUGACAUUAUUUUGACUAGACAGGAAUCCCGUAUCUUAAGUAUCACAUGGAAUGAUGACAAUUAUGUUAUUGGUGGUUGUUCUGAUGGUAGAAUUAGAAUCUGGAAUGCUUUGAAAAGCAGAAGUAAUGAUAGCAAUAACUAUGAAAGAGGCAAACUUUUACACACUAUGAAAGUAGAUAAAGCUAAACAUGAAUCUACAUUGGUUUGGUCAGUUUUAUAUUUGCCUUUGAAAAAUCAAAUUGUAUCUGGUGAUUCUACUGGUUCAGUCAAAUUUUGGGAUUUCCAAUAUGCAACAUUAUUGCAAAGUUUCAACCCACAUAAUGCAGAUGUUCUAUGCUUAACUACAGAUGCUACCAAUACUAGCUUGUUUAGUGCCGGUGUUGAUAGAAAAAUUUUCCAAUUCUCUUAUCAUGAUUCAAAAAAAUGGAUCAACAGUUCAAAUAGAUUAUUACAUGGGAACGACAUUAGAUGUAUUGCUUCCUAUCAGUCCAAUGGUGCAGAUUUCUUAGUGUCUGGUGGUCUAGAAAAAUCAUUCGUAAUUACCUCUCUAUCAUCUUUUGCUCAUGGAAACUAUAGAAAGAUGCCAUUGAUCAAUCCAUACAAUAAUAAUGUUUUAAUUAAUCAGUCUCAAAGGUAUGUAGUUAUGUGGGGGGAGAGUCAAAUAAUCAAGAUCUGGAAAGUAGGUGAAAUGAAUGAUGACACAAAUAUUGAAAAUAAUUACAAAUUAGUUUGUAAAAUGGUACUUAAAGAUGAAGAAAACAUCACUACGUGUGCUAUAUCGCCAGAUGGUCAAGUACUUGUUGUGGGAAGAUAUUCAAAUACAAAAGUGUUUUUUUUGCAACCAGUUAAUGAUGGAAGAAAAUUGAAAGUAACUAAACUAGAUAACGAUUUACUGUUAAAAACAGGAUCUAAAUUAGUUCAGUUUGUUGAUAACUCCAAGGUUGUCAUUUGUACACCAGAUAAUACGUUAUUUAAAUUAGAUCUAGAAUCAGAUAAUGAUGAAGAAAUGGUUGAUUUGGAGAUAUCUGAAUUACCAAACACAAAGAGUUCUUUUAAAAUACCAUAUUUGAAUAAAAUUAAUCAUCUAGAUGUUUGUCAAGAUUAUGCUAUAGUGUCUCGUGGAUGUGGUGCUGUAGAUGUGAUUAGUUUGACUACUGGGCAUUAUAAAUCCUUGAUUCGUUUGAUGAAUUCCAUUACAGUUAUCAAAAUAAAUGAAAAGAAGAAAACAGUGAUCAUAAUGACAGCUGAUAACCAGAUUUACGAAUUAAAUGUUGAUAUUGACUCUUUAAAUAACAAAACUGAUAAGAGAUUGGAAGAUGAGCUAAGUGAUGAUGAUGGUAAUAAAAAGGGUAAUUAUACCAAUGAUGACAGUACCAAGAAAGAAGAAGAAGAAGAUAAUGCAGAUAAUGAUGUAGAAAUGGAAGAUAUAACUGAACAGAGAGGAAGUGUGUUCACACAAUGGACUAAAAACAACAUCGAUAAUUUACCAAAGAGAAUCCAAAUGUUAAAAGAAAAAUGUAAUGGUAUAUUUAUAGAUGAGGAAAAUUCAAACUUAGUAUGGUUCUGGGGUUCAACGUGGGUUGCAAGAUUAGAUUUUAGUAUUGACUUACCAUUGAUAAACAAAAAGAAAUCGAAGAAACGUAGUCACGAAGGUUUAACCAUUACAGAUGGAGGCAAUUUUAUGGACAGUAAACAAACAAAUGAAGAGGAAGAGGAUGAAGAAGAAGAAGAUAUAGACAUAGAAAAUGGACAUGAUCAUUACUCGCAUGGCUCUAACAAUAUAUUCCCCUCUUCUAUGAGAACUGGUAAAACUGACCAAAAUCGUGCUAAAUCUGAAUCCCAAGUAUUUUACUUUAAUGAUAAAUAUAAGCCAAAUCUUUGUGUUAAUUUUAUUGGCAAGAAUGAACUCAUAACCGUAGAAAGACCAAUGGUCCUGAUUAAAGCCUCCAAAGCAUUCGAUUUACCAAAGAUAGUCUUUUAG